UAUUUUGAAAAGCGGAAAUGUCGGAGAGUGACUGUGAGGGCAAGAAUGCUUGCGUCGUGUUAGCGCAUGCUAACCGCAUAUUAAAACAUUACCUUUAUUAUAUUUUUUAUCAAGACCACGGAAGACUUUGUAAACCCUCUGACCUUCUUGUGAGAAAAAAAUAUCGAAAAUGAACCAAGCUGUCCCACCCUUGUCGACCCUCCGCCAACUGGUGCCCCCUUUGCAGUUGUGCUCAGCUGCCAUGUGGCAACUGGCCCAGCAGAAAGAUGUGAUGAACUACCAGAAACUCCAGGACUUUGUGUACGCUGUGACCGAAGCGGUGCCCGAACUGAUGAACCACAAGCCACGUGACCAGCUCAUCCUGGGCCUCAGAGCAAGGCUGAUCCUAGAGCUGUGCAAAGGUUCUGCCCGGGGCUCUGUGGACUCCCAGAUGAUCCACAGUCACUUAGAAAGACUCCCAGUAGCUCCAGAUAGCGACGACGAGGUGAAAACAGCAGAGUCCACUUUCGUCGCUCUGAUUCAGAGCCUCUUGAAGGAUCCGGCGGAACGAGCUUACUUCUUUCAGGAGGUGUUCCCCGUUGAAUAUGGCCAAAAGUAUGAUGCAGCCCUACAUGCGUUACUUUGGGAGCUGCUCACAAAAUUAGAGAAUCUGAUCCCAGUACCAGACCUCAAGCAGACGGCAGCCUGGCUUGGCUCGGCUCCCGCCAUUUUGGGCGAGUGCGUCCGGUCCGUGCCAGAAGAGCUGCCUUCAAUUUUUGAGCACUGCAGAACUGCUGGACUUUUUAACAUACAACACGGCCCCUCAUCCACGAUUGGCAGCUGCAUCAUGUCCGCUCUGUCCAUCCCGCCCUCUCAAAAAUCAAACAUCUCCCUGGCUCCGGAGUCUGUCCACAACUAUUCCAACCUCCUCCAUCCUGAGCAGUUCAGCGUGGUGACCAUCUACACCGAGGUGGACGUCCAAGAAGUGACGACCGAAGGUCAGACGAAUCUCUACGAGGUGGAGGUGUCGCCCGCGGAGGACGCCACGGGCGAAACGUUGGCCGUGGCCAAAGCGCUGGAAAAGCUGACCAAAACAUUUGCAUUGAGAAAGGAUAGUAUUGAUAGCGAAACAGCAAGGAGCCAGCAAUUUACAAUUCAAGAUGUCUUUGAGGAGGCUAAGGAUGGCGUCCAGCCUGACACCGAAGCAAAGGAGCUUUCUGCAGAAGACGACGUGACAACUAAUGCCACGGAGCUUCCUGUUGGUGAAAUGCAGCACUCGUCCAUUCCACUAGUGGAAGCUUCCACCGGCUGGUGUGACUUAAAAAGCAUUCAAGCUGACCACCCAGUUACCUCGUCUGUGAUCGCCAUUAAAGGAAGUGACAAAGGCAAUUCCAAUGAGAUGACCUCCAUCAUCUUCACAUGCUCACAGUGUCCUUUCCACCACUCGGACGUCGACAGCCCGCCGCACUUCCACAUGCAGAGCGUUCGCAACGAGGACUACGGCAAACUGUCAGGAUCCAACGCGGCUCCGAUUCCUUCCGAAUCGGAUGAAAUUUUCACAUCUAUUAAGCUUCUCCCCAAAGGAGAUGAGGAGCAGCCGGACGAUGCGCCGGUUAGCUCCGGAAGUUUCCGCCAGGACUCCAGCAGGCAAAAAGCUCUGGCGUGCGAGACGUGCGGCCGGACAUUCACGCGUACGUCGGACGUGCGGCGCCACCAGCUGACCCACACGGGCGAGCGGCCCUUCCGCUGCUCUCAGUGCGACUGCACCUUCCAGCACUCGUGGGACCUCGCCAAGCACCAGGGCAAGUCGCACGCCGCCGCCGUCUCCUUCGCCUGCUCGUCGUGCCACGCCUCCUUCGCCAACCUGCGUGCGCUGACCGCCCACCACAAGCGCAGCCACUCGGACGGCGACCGCCUGCCGCACAUCUGCUCCAUCUGCAGCCGCGACUUCGCCUCGGCCGACGAGCUGCUGGAGCACAGGAAGUCGCACGUGGCCAAGCGCUACGUGUGCCCGCAGUGCGGCGAGGCCUUCGAGUCGCUGGCGGCGCGCUCGCUGCACCGGCAGACGCAUCAGGUGAAGCGACAGUUCAAGUGCCCGCGCUGCGAGAAGACGUACACGCGGCGCUCGGACGUGAAGCGGCACAUGGCCGCGCACACGGGCGAGCGGCCGCACCGCUGCGGCCAGUGCGGCAAGCAGUUCUCGCUGCGCUUCAUGCUGGUCAAGCACCUCCGCGUGCACACGGGCGAGCGGCCUUUCCAGUGCUCGCACUGCGCCAAAAGGUUCACCCUGGCCUCUGUGCUGGCACGCCACGAGAGGAUGCACACGGGCGAGAAGCCCUUCCUGUGCUCCCAGUGCGGGAAGGCCUUCCUGUCCCAGGGCGAGCUCUCCAAACAUCAGCGCUCGCACACGGACGAGCGGCCCUUCGGCUGCCCGCUUUGCCCCAAGCGCUUCAAGAGCAAGAAGACGCAGCGGGAGCACGCCGUCUCGCACACCGGCGCCCGGCCUUACCCCUGCGCCUACUGCAACAAGGGCUUCGCCAAAGCCACGGCGCUCACCCGACACCACCUCAUCCACACGGGCGAGAGGCCCUUCCCUUGCGGCUACUGCGACAAAGCCUUCCUCACCCCCGGCGAGGCGCAGCUGCACCGCCGCCUCCACACGGGCGAGCGACCCUACGCCUGCGACGCCUGCCAGCUCAGGUUCAAGAGCUCGUCCGAGCUGGCCUGGCACAAGCGCGGCCAUUCGGGCGUGGCCAAGCCGCCCAAGCCCAACUGCGACAUCUGUCGGAAGAGCUUCGCAUCCAAGGCUAAUCUCAAGAAACACAUGGAGACGCACGUGGAGCACAUCGUGGACUUGAACGCCGCCGCGUUGGACACUUAAAUGUUCUUUUCUCUCAAUCACAAUAAUAGGGCAUAUGUAAGCAAAUGAUAUGAAGUAAAGUUGACUUUUUUUCCCUCCAAA
Messenger RNA from Syngnathus typhle (broad-nosed pipefish), 2941 nucleotides. Its product is annotated as zinc finger protein 892-like. The transcript is spliced from 9 exons. The record is from RefSeq and is a predicted model, not a curated record. Lineage: Eukaryota; Metazoa; Chordata; Actinopteri; Syngnathiformes; Syngnathidae. The coding region runs from base 170 to 2860 and encodes 896 amino acids.